Pan troglodytes (chimpanzee) is the source of this 5252-nucleotide messenger RNA. RefSeq names its product MET transcriptional regulator MACC1 (gene MACC1). Gene Ontology annotation, molecular function: protein binding. Gene Ontology annotation, cellular component: cytoplasm. The record is from RefSeq and is a predicted model, not a curated record. Bases 1342 to 3900 code for a protein of 852 amino acids. NCBI's taxonomy places the organism in Eukaryota, Metazoa, Chordata, Mammalia, Primates, Hominidae. The transcript has 8 exons.
AUUAUGUUUCUGAACCCAGACCCAGCCAGGACUUGUCUCUAUUCAUUUUCUGGGCUGUGUCUAACAGGAGAUAAUAGGCUAGAGAGAGAUGCUGUAUGAACAAAUAGAGAAACACAUUUGUUUUUAACAUUCUCUGUUGCUGAUGUUGGAAAAAAAUGUGAAACAAUUAUUGCACAUUUCAUUUUACUAAGUUUUACUUUUUUUCCCCUUUCCCCUAAUUUUCUCUUUCUUGAAUUUUGAACAAAAUACACAGAAGGAAAACACAAAACACAGAAAUGGAAAGUAAAAUGGAAGAAAAUAUCAAGAAAACUUUAUUCUUGCUUAUAUUUUAAAAGACACAUUUUAAAGUGUUAUCUUAAAAAUCCAGAGCAUUUUAGAAGAUGAAAUGCCAAAAGGUCUCCAUUAUGUCUAUAUGUCUAUGUCUUUGAGUGACAAUCACAGUGCUGAUGUAGGGGGAAAGGGGGAACUAGUUAGACACUGUCACUCACCUGGAAAGGCUUUAUUCACCUGUUCCACAGGGCAGUGAGGCACCUUCAGCUCUGAAUCACCGAAAGAGAAUCUGGUGGGGCAAGUUCCAGCUGCAUGAGGAUUUGUUUGCAUAAAUAUUUUUUACUUAUUGCUAACACUGAGGGUGCCUUCUUACUCCCUGGCAAACAUUAAACCACUUUUAUUUCCUUUCAUGGAAAUAAGAUUAUAUUUACAGAUGGUUCUUAGAUAUACUCACCUGAUUUUUUUUUAAUUGCUUUUCCACCUGCUUCCCCUUUCUUCUUAGGGUGAAACUCUAGCCAUACGCCCUCUUCUGGUUUCGGGUGAGGAGCCUGAAUUGUGGGUAUCGUAGUUCUCUUGCCUUUUGGGGUUUCUAGUUGGGCAGCUUUGGAGCCACACUGGUAGAACUUCAAGUCCCAGGUGGCUCAGGAAGCAGGGGUGCAGUUGCCUGCCUGCAUACGGAGCAAGGCAUGUUUGAAGAGUACCCGGUUUUGGUAGAGUGACUUCUAUUCACUAAAACCAUGUGUCUGAACUGAAGAAGCUUGGGCUCACUUCCACAAAUGAGAUUGAAACGUAAUGGCGUGUGUUCUACCCUCACGAUUAAAAAGGAAAAGUUCUCUGUGAAUCAUAAUCAAAGAAUCUUUGACCUGAAGGAUGGGACUCAACUAUUUAAAGGUGAAGACUGCCAGUCAGUGUGAAUUGUUUAAAAAAGUCCAACAAUUUGGGGCUGGACAACCAGUCAAAUGGUUGAAAUAAGAAGAUGGGAAAAAAUAUGUCAGUAGGUAGCCUUGUCAGAUGAUAUGCAAAUGAUUCACAUCAGUGUUUGAAGUUCAAACCAAGGAAAACUGUGGAAAAAUGCUAAUCACUGAAAGAAAACAUUUUUGGUCAGGAAGAAUUGCACAAAGUAGGUCUGAAGCAAAUUUGAUUGACAUGGAAGCUGGAAAACUCUCAAAAAGUUGCAAUAUUACAGAAUGCCAGGACCCAGACUUGCUUCACAAUUGGCCGGAUGCUUUCACCCUUCGUGGUAAUAAUGCUUCCAAAGUUGCAAAUCCAUUCUGGCAUCAACUGUCUGCUUCUAACCCAUUUUUGGAUGACAUAACUCAACUAAGAAAUAACAGGAAGAGAAAUAAUAUUUCCAUCUUAAAGGAAGAUCCUUUUCUUUUCUUUAGAGAAAUAGAAAAUGGAAAUUCUUUUGAUUCCUCCAGUGAUGAACUUGAUGUGCAUCAGUUACUUAGGCAGACUUCCUCAAGAAAUUCUGGAAGAUCUAAAAGUGUUUCAGAACUUCUGGACAUUUUAGACGACACAGCACAUGCCCAUCAGAGUAUACAUAACUCUGACCAGAUCCUACUACACGACUUAGAGUGGCUUAAAAAUGAUCGGGAGGCUUAUAAAAUGGCUUGGUUAAGUCAACGCCAGCUGGCCCGCUCCUGCCUUGAUUUGAAUACAAUUAGUCAGAGCCCUGGAUGGGCCCAGACACAACUUGCGGAGGUCACCAUAGCUUGCAAAGUAAACCAUCAAGGAGGGUCAGUACAAUUACCUGAAUCAGACAUCACUGUUCAUGUGCCCCAAGGUCAUGUGGCUGUGGGAGAAUUCCAAGAGGUGUCUCUAAGGGCUUUCCUUGAUCCGCCACACAUGCUUAACCAUGAUCUUUCGUGCACUGUGAGCCCGUUGUUGGAAAUCAUGUUAGGCAACCUCAAUACAAUGGAAGCCCUUUUGCUGGAGAUGAAAAUUGGGGCUGAAGUAAGAAAGGAUCCUUUCAGCCAAGUCAUGACAGAAAUGGUGUGUUUACACAGCUUGGGUAAAGAAGGCCCUUUUAAAGUUUUAAGCAACUGCUACAUUUAUAAAGACACCAUCCAAGUCAAGCUAAUCGACUUGAGUCAGGUAAUGUAUCUAGUGGUUGCUGCACAAGCUAAAGCUCUUCAGUCACCAGCUGCCACCAUUUGGGAUUAUAUCCACAAAACCACCUCAAUUGGAAUUUAUGGACCCAAAUAUAUCCAUCCCAGUUUUACUGUUGUUUUAACAGUUUGUGGACACAAUUAUAUGCCAGGACAGCUUACAAUUUCUGAUAUUAAGAAGGGUGGAAAAAACGUAUCUCCAGUUGUGUUUCAGCUCUGGGGGAAGCAGUCAUUUUUACUUGACAAGCCACAAGAUUUAAGUAUUUCUAUUUUUUCCUGUGAUCCUGAUUUUGAAGUAAAGACAGAAGGAGAAAGGAAAGAAAUUAAACAAAAGCAGUUGGAAGCAGGUGAAGUAGUUCAUCAACAAUUUUUAUUUUCUUUAGUUGAGCACCGAGAGAUGCACUUGUUUGAUUUUUGUGUUCAAGUGGAGCCUCCCAAUGGUGAACCAGUUGCACAGUUCUCUAUCACUACUCCUGAUCCAACCCCAAACCUAAAAAGACUCUCGAAUCUGCCAGGCUAUUUGCAGAAGAAGGAGGAAAUCAAGUCUGCUCCUUUAUCACCAAAAAUUCUUGUUAAAUAUCCUGCAUUUCAAGAUAAAACAUUGAACUUUACCAACUAUGGGGUAACCCUGAAGGCAGUGCUAAGACAAAGCAAGAUUGAUUACUUCCUCGAAUAUUUCAAAGGGGACACAAUAGCUCUCCUCGGGGAAGGUAAGGUAAAAGCUAUUGGUCAGUCCAAAGUGAAAGAAUGGUAUGUAGGAGUCCUCAGAGGUAAGAUUGGACUUGUACACUGCAAAAAUGUCAAGGUGAUUUCAAAGGAGCAAGUAAUGUUUAUGUCAGAUAGUGUCUUUACAACCAGAAAUCUUCUUGAACAAAUUGUCCUGCCUUUAAAAAAAUUGACUUAUAUCUACUCAGUUGUAUUAACCUUGGUGUCAGAAAAAGUUUAUGAUUGGAAAGUUUUAGCUGAUGUCCUGGGUUACUCACAUCUGUCCCUGGAAGAUUUUGAUCAAAUUCAAGCAGACAAAGAAUCAGAAAAAGUUUCUUAUGUUAUAAAGAAGUUAAAGGAAGAUUGCCACACAGAGAGAAAUACAAGGAAGUUUCUGUAUGAACUUAUUGUGGCUCUUCUGAAAAUGGAUUGCCAAGCGUUAGUCGCACGUCUCAUCCAAGAAGCUGCUGUUCUGACUUCAGCUGUCAAGCUUGGAAAAGGCUGGAGGGAACUAGCUGAAAAGUUAGUACGACUCACAAAGCAACAAAUGGAGGCAUAUGAAAUUCCUCAUCGAGGAAACACUGGAGAUGUUGCUGUUGAGAUGAUGUGGAAACCUGCCUAUGAUUUUCUGUAUACCUGGAGUGCUCACUAUGGAAAUAACUACAGAGAUGUGUUACAAGACCUUCAAUCAGCUUUGGACAGAAUGAAAAACCCUGUGACUAAACACUGGAGAGAAUUAACUGGAGUUUUAAUACUAGUAAAUUCUUUGGAGGUUUUGAGAGUAACCGCAUUCUCCACUUCUGAGGAAGUAUAGAAACAAAGGGUGUGUUUUUGAUGGGAGGGAAAAUGAGGUAAUGGUGUGUGUGUGUGUGUCUGUGUGUGUGUCUGUGUGUGUGUAAGAAAGAAAGAAUCUCAGAAAAGCAUUAUAUUACUUUUCUUCAUGCUCAAAACCAAUAUUUUUUUUCUGAUGAAAGCACAGCCUAACUGAUAACCAAGAUGGGUUUUAUCCUCAAAUAUGUGUUUUUGUGUAUGUUUCAAAUACAAGUAUUAGGCUGCUUUGUUCUUAGAAAGGAAAGAAAAAAGAAAAGUGCCCUCUCUCUCUUUCAGUGUUAUUUUAAAUUUAUUAAGUCAAAGCUGUUUGAAUAAUUACAUCACACAGAUAUCUGGGUAAACUAGAGACUAUCAACAUGAACAAGGCAGUGUUCCCAGGAGGCAGCCAGAAAGAGGGGAAGCAAGCACACACCCUGUGGCCAGUCACGGCUGCCCGCUUUCCACACCUGACCUCUUCAGUUCAUCAGUGGGGUUCACCAGCAUCACCCCCAUUUUUCAUGGGGAGAAACUCAGAAGUGGAGAGAACGUCUGAGGCUACAUAGCCAGUACAAAGUAGGUUUUCUGCUUGAAAAACCUGUUUCUAUUUCUUUUUAAAAAAUCAUAAUGCAUAACAGAAUAGUAAAAACAAAAUGCAUGUUAAGACUUGCAGGGAAACAGUCGCCGUUUCAUUUUAAGUGAGACUUGCUACUCUUUUUCAUCGUCUCUUGAAAGACUGACAGAAGGAAAAUAUGACUUAUCAGAAAUCUGUUGUCUGCAUGCAUGGACCUAGUGUUUUCAUCAGCUCCCUUCAGCAUCUUGGGACUUCUCUAAUCCUGCCUAAUUUGGGACUUUUUCUGCAGGAUUAUAAUGUAAAAUAGUUCUUUAGCUCUUGGAGAUUUUUAAUAAUACGAGUUAUUAAAAACCACCACCACCAGAAACUUGAUUAACUUGAUUACCCUGUUGAGUAGAGAGGUCUUAACCACCAAAAACACUGAUAUCUUUAUGUUGGCAUGCUCAUGCAAACACGUGUGUGUGUGUGUGUGUGUGUGUACCACAGUGUUUUAUAAAGCACAGCCUAAUUGAUUAUAUAGGACAAAAAUUGUACAGGACCCUGGGUCAGUAUAAAUGCUAAUGGCUGGCAAAGUUCACAAAGAGAUGUAUUGUGCUUACUUCUCUGUUCAAUCCUCUGGUUGCCUGCCAGUGUUUAUGUGUGUAUUUGGACAGACAUUCAUUUAUUGUCAUUCAGUCAAUAGGUAGAGUAUAUGUGUCUAUUUUUUGGCAGGCAUAUAGAUGCUUGGGGCUAAUGGGAAAAAACCAGCAUGAACUCUGACUUUAGUAGUGCUAAGUAAUAGAAAA